Gamsiella multidivaricata is the source of this 1779-nucleotide messenger RNA. RefSeq lists its product as uncharacterized. Gene Ontology annotation, biological process: tRNA wobble position uridine thiolation. Gene Ontology annotation, molecular function: tRNA binding. NCBI's taxonomy places the organism in Eukaryota, Fungi, Mortierellomycota, Mortierellomycetes, Mortierellales, Mortierellaceae. The record is from RefSeq and is a predicted model, not a curated record. The coding region runs from base 317 to 1606 and encodes 429 amino acids. Gene Ontology annotation, cellular component: mitochondrion; cytosolic tRNA wobble base thiouridylase complex. The transcript has 6 exons.
AAGCGGAUGGUUCGCCUAUCUGGUUCGUGGCCAUGGCGCCUUCUCUUGGAAUCUGAAAGGCUGAAAGGCAGGAGCGGAUAAGUCCCCCAAGUCGAGAAUAAAGACGGGAAUGGGAUGGGAGAAGAGAGAGAGGAGAGGAUGUAGGGGUUUUGGGAUGAUGUCGAGGAUGGGAAAAGAGCCAGCGAGGACAAGUCAAGAGGCAAGCUGGGAGGCGGAAAAAUGACGUCGAUCGUUUUUUUUAUUGGUGCAGGCGCUUCGCUCUCUUCGCAGACAAAAAAGAACCCUCGACUGAUCAGCACGAAGACUAAUAGACACCAUGGAGAACCAGGACCAUUCCUCAUCGCCACUAGCACUCAGCACAGGAGUAACAGCGCCAGUAGGACCAGCAGGACUAGCAGGGCCACCGGGGGAAAGGGCAGCGAAACCACUAAGGAACCCCUGCAACCUAUGCCAGUGCGUCCGUGCUAUCCUCAAACGACCAAAGACUGGGCAGCAGCUAUGCAAGGAGUGCUUCUUUCAUGUCUUCGAGACUGAGAUCCACAACACGAUCGUCGACAACAAGCUCUUCAACAAAGGUGACAGAGUCGCCAUUGGUGCCAGCGGAGGAAAAGAUUCUACGGUCCUGGCGUAUGUCAUGAAGUUGCUUAACGACAGAUAUUCCUAUGGCCUCGACUUGGUACUACUCUCGAUCGACGAAGGCAUUACUGGAUACAGGGAUGACUCGUUGGAGACCGUCAAAAGGAAUAGGGACCAAUACCAAAUUCCUCUAUUGAUCGUCAGCUAUAAGGAUCUCUAUGGAUGGAGCAUGGAUGACAUUGUCAAGGAAAUCGGUCGCAAGAACAACUGCACGUUUUGUGGCGUCUUCCGUCGCCAGGCAUUGGAUCGAGGCGCCAUCAUGCUGAAUGUGGACCAUAUUGUGACAGGACACAACGCGGAUGACAUUGCAGAGACCGUCCUGAUGAACAUCCUACGUGGAGAUCUUCCACGCCUUCAGAGAUGCACUUCGAUCAUUACGAACGACUCUUCAGAGGACUCUUCAGAAAUUGAGACUUCAAAGAUCCUGCGAUCCAAGCCGUUCAAAUACACAUACGAAAAGGAGAUCGUCAUGUAUGCAUACUUCAAGAAGCUGGACUACUUUUCAACAGAGUGCAUCUAUUCGCCCAACGCCUACCGUGGUUACGCACGUGUGUUCCUCAAGGAUCUGGAAGCCAUUCGCCGGACAGCCAUCGUUGACAUUAUCCAUUCUGGAGAGGCACUCUCGGCCUCCGUGCAGGCAAACGAAUCAACAAAGUUGCCCACCAUGUCGAAUUGUACACGGUGCGGAUACAUUUCUUCAAACGAGCUGUGUAAGGCAUGUUUACUCCUCGAAGGCCUGAACAAGGGACUACCGCAGCUUGGUAUCGGGCACACAACUAAAAUUAGAAGAAUGCAUGAGUCUGCAAGCUUGUCACCGGGACCUUCUUCAUCGUCGUCACCAUCGUUAUCCACGAAUUGCACUCCGCAGGGUACUUCCCCUGCACCCAUACCAGAGGAGAAGCGCAAGAUCGUGACACACAUCAAAGACCUGAGUAGGCUAGAGAACAUGCCAACGUUAGAUGCUGUAUGAAAUGGUUGAUAAACAAAGCAACGCCGCUUCAACAGAAAAUAUGAUUUAUAUUGCUCCUGAAGAUGGUAUUCACCUGUUUGAUCUACAAGAAAGGCGCUUCUGUCCGCGCCCGCCGAUCAAGAAAUGAACUCGCAGAACACCAGAACCUCGACAAUCACAAUUUUUUCUCUCUU